Molecule: messenger RNA, 2800 nt
Organism: Geodia barretti
Lineage: Eukaryota; Metazoa; Porifera; Demospongiae; Tetractinellida; Geodiidae
Source: the annotation of a GenBank genome assembly
AAAUGGCCGCCGAGGGCCUUCUUUCUGAAUAUCCUGAGCUGAGACCGUUCGUGCUCUCCAACGUAAGAGAGGUCGGAAACAAAAUCGGCGCCGGAGCCUAUGGCACCGUGGAGGAGGUGGCCGUACCUGGAGCCAUCUGCGCAGCCAAAAAGAUCCACGACUUCUUCCAUGACCCGCGACAAGUCCCGAGCGGCGCUAUCCGCAGAGCCACAGCCAAGUUCGUGAGGGAAUGUCAGCUGAUGAGCACCCUCCGCCACCCGAACAUCGUCCAGUUUCUGGGAUUGUGUUUUCUGCCCGGCUCGCGACUGCCAGCCCUCGUCAUGGAGCGAAUGCUGACAAGCCUUCACGACUUGCUGGACCCAGAAACGGACCCUCCUCCCCCGCCCGACGCGCCUAAGCCGUUCUUCCCGCUGAGCCUAAUGUGCUCGAUCUUGCACAAUGUGGGGUGCGGCCUAGCCUACCUCCACGAGCGAUCGCCGCCCGUCAUCCACCGCGACUUGUCGGCCAGAAAUGUUCUCCUGAACUCGGGGAUGGUGGCCAAGAUAGCGGACCUUGGUGUGGCUCGUAUUGUACCUCGUAUGAGAGCUGCAGCCACCAUGACAAAGGGACCUGGGGCCAUAAUUUACAUGCCUCCAGAGGCCAUGGAAGACAAGCCAGAAGGUGAAGAAAAGAAUGAUACACAAGAGGAAGAAUCAAAAGCAAAAUACGAUGCCAGCAUUGAUAUCUUCUCCUUCGGUGUUGUUGCCAUUUUCACACUCUGCCAAACCUUUCCUGACAAAUUACUAGCUCCCAACUAUCGCGAACACGGUCGUUUGCUUGGUCGAACUGAGCUAGAGCGAAGAGAGAAGUACAUGAGGAUGAUCUACAGGCAGUUACGCGAGAAGCAUCCUCUCCUCCAGAUGAUUGAGGGGUGUCUGGACUUUCCAGAAGACCGGCCGAGCAUUCGUGAGGUGCUGCGUCUGUUGGAGGAGGCCAGAGCUGAAGUGAGAGACGGGCAGACAGACAUGAACAAACUGGAGCUUUUGCGAGCUCUUCAGACCCAGCCCAGGAACCAGAGUUUGGAGAGAGAUCUACAGUCUCGUGUGCAAGAGCUACAGCGACAGUUGCUGUCCAGAAACCAGGAGAAUGCAGAUUUCCAGUCAAGUGUGCAAGAGCUACACUCCAGUAACCAGGUAUGGCUAAGGACAGGGAUCUUGCUGCAACUCAGCAGCAGCUGAGAAUGAAUGAGGAACAGCUAGCUAGACAGAACGUGGAGCUGAUAAGAGUAGAGGAGACCAUCAGGAGAGAGCAGCAGCAACUGAGACAGAAGGAGGAAGAGCUCCAGUCCAGUGAGAGGGAGAAACAGACAAUCAGACAACAGCUGACGAGAAAGGAAACAGAGUUAGCUGAGACUCAGCAACAUUUGAGACAGAAAGAAGAACAGCUACGAUCAAGUGAGGCUCGUGUGGCUGACUUCCGGAAGCAGAUAGACUCAGAGACUCGGAAGACAGAGGUCAACAUAAUUUUUUUUUACUUUAAUCACAGCCUGCACCCUUGGUUGCAGACUCAGUCUGGUGGCCUAGCAACAGCUAUACCCCAUUCCGUACCACCUGCUAGAGCUAAACCGAGCAAGGUAUGCGUGAAUUUUUCAAGGUGGAGGCUAUGAAAUACACCACCUUCCCUUGCUACAUCUCAGGGGGUAAAGCAAUCGUCAGGGGGGAGGUAAAUUGUCCCCCUGGCCCCCUCCCCCUUGGUAUGCAGCAAAACCAACACACACUAGAUUUGCACAGAAACAUAUCACCAGGCAGACAAUGAAUUUUUCUAAGGGGAAUCAUCGCAGUUGAGCUUCUGCUGUUGUAAUGACUGUAGUAGCUAACAGACAGACAAGUACCUUGACCUUCGGUGCACAUGCGUGUUAUAGGAUUAAGCAUUGUGAUCUCCCCUCAGCUUACUGUGCAGUGUCAUCAAAAGAAGACAGCACCAUGUAACAUGAGGAGAGGAUGUGCAACAACUGAUGGUCGUUUUGCAUACUUCACCCCAUGGCUCUCCGCCUCAGUCUACCGAUACAAAAGGAAGACAGACAAAUGGAAGGAACUUCCUUCAUGUCAUUACCAGGACUCUGGACUAGUCAUUAUUGACAAGGAACUAACUGCUGUGGGGGGAUAUGAUCAAUUUCGUACAAACAAACUAUUGACCCUACGACAAGGGAAAUGGAUUGAGGAAUACCCUCCAAUGAAAAGCGCACGUUCUUCCCCUGCUGUAGUUUGUACAUCUGAUGGAGAAUACCUCAUUGUGAUUGGGGGGUAUGUUGGUGGUGGUCGUUGGACUUCUGUAGUUGAACUAUUUCAAGUCAAGAGCAGAAGCUGGUACAAGCUAACUGACUUACCAAUCCGUCUGGAGUUCCCUUCAGCCACUCUAUGCGGUUUAUUUAGUGCAUGUGAUAGGAGACGAUGAUAAAGGCUACACGUUUUCUCUUCAGGUUCCACCAUCCAGUGACAAACUUAUCCCACUGCAGAUACCGACCAUAAUACAACCUCUCCCUCCUCUACCAGUGACACACUCAACUGCUGCCACUCUCUGUGGACAGCUAGUACUCAUUGGUGGCGAGGGGAGUUUGUCAGAAGUCAACUCCAUUUACCAGCUAGUGGACGGGCAGUGGGGAGAGAUUGGCUCUAUGGCUAAUGGGAGGAGUUACUGUUUAGUAGCCAGUCCAUCCCCAGACGUGAUUAUCAUAGUGGGUGGAUGGGGAGCAAAAGACAGUGUUGAAGAAUUUAUCGCUGUUUAGUUAUAUGUGCUGUAUAAAAUUGCCUCUAUUUUUUAU